Molecule: messenger RNA, 1735 nt
Organism: Clupea harengus (Atlantic herring)
Lineage: Eukaryota; Metazoa; Chordata; Actinopteri; Clupeiformes; Clupeidae
Product: ubiquitin carboxyl-terminal hydrolase 37-like
Exons: 15
Coding region: 1-1428 (475 amino acids)
Biological process (GO): G1/S transition of mitotic cell cycle; protein deubiquitination
Cellular component (GO): cytosol; nucleus
Molecular function (GO): cysteine-type deubiquitinase activity
Source: RefSeq, a predicted model, not a curated record
AUGUCUCUCUUUAUUCUGGACAGCCUGGAGCCUAGCCCUGUGUCAGGGGGGGUCCCUCAGAUCUCCAGCACAGUAAAGGAGGUCCCCAGCCCGGACACCCCAAAAGGCUGUGACCCCCUGGACCAGUCAACGGUCCAACUCGUGGAGGAGAGCCGGUCCCCAUCAAGGGGCCGUAAAAAGAGGGCCAGGUCAGCCCCUGUGGCCCUCCUCAUUGCCCCGGAGGCCCCAGAGAGUAGGGCCAGGACACCCCCUGUGACCCUGCUCAUUGCCCCGGAGGCCCCAGAGAGUAGGGCCAGGACACCCCCUGUGACCCUGCUCAUUGCCCCGGAGGCCCCAGAGAGAAAGCCGCAUGUUCUCCCGGCCCAGCAGUUGAAGUGCAGGGGGCUGCCUAACCUCGGACAGACCUGCUAUAUCAACUCCACCCUGCAGUGUCUGUUCGCUCUGCAGCCCCUCUGCAUCCAGCUGCUCCUGCAGGAGGAGACAUGGAGGCAGGAGCCCUCAGCACUGCUCCUCAGCUCCUUUGUGGGUCUCUGGUGCCUGAGGGCAUCCACGGACAGGGAGCUGAAGGCGGCAGUGCUGAUGGAGCUGAAGGACUGCAUCGCCCUGCGCAACCAAGAAUUCAAGGGGAACUCACAGAACGACGCCCAUGAGUUCCUCUCGGAGUGUCUUCUGGGCCUCAAGGACAUUGGGCACACCCUCCAGAUGGGGGAUGUGUCCUAUCAGUGCCCAGUGGACACUCUGCUCUCCUUCCAGCUCCAGCACAUAAGAUCUUGCAGGAGCUGUGGAGUUGAGAGCAGGAGGGAGGAGAUCUCCACCUACCUCUCCCUCCAAAUGGUUGCGCAGGGCACAGUCCAAAACAGCCUGGAGCUCUACUUCAACGAAUCAGAAGUUGAGUACAGGUGCGAGCGGUGUGGGGGUCAGGUGUCGAGCCUGAGGUGUAGUUUCUACACACUACCUCAGGUUCUCAUUUUACACCUGAAGAGGUUUUGCCCCUUCACCCUCACCAAAAGCAUGGCACCGCUUCAGCUGGAGACAGAGCUCCAGAUCAAACAAAGGACUGAGGACAUUGCAGGAAGGUGUGGCGAGUCCCCUCAGGUUCCGGCCCCCAGUGCAGGAUCAGGCUGCUGCCCUGCAGCCCCCUCUGUUCUAGAGGGGGCGUCUUCCUCUAAAGCAUCCUCCAUCACUCAGGAGCUAGAGGCAGGGACAGAGAGAGAGAAGGUGGAGGGAGGCAGCUCCACCUACUCCUUAAUGAGCGUGCUGAGCCACAUUGGGACCAAUACGGACUGCGGUCAUUACACAAGUGACUGUGCCGAGGAAGGGGGACUCUGGCUCUCUCUAAAUGAUGAGGAAGUCUCCCCCACCACUCAGGAGGCUGUACUCAGAGAUAGAGCCAGCACUGCCUACAUGCUUUUUUACACCAGAAAGUGAAGUGCCCCUUUCUGGUCAUCAAGGCUCAGCACCAGACGCAGGCAGGACUCUCCUGCUCAGCAGGAGACACUCAACCAGAGACGUCACAUGUGAAAUAAGGGUUCUGUGAGAGGCUGUUGGACCUGCCCCCCCACACCCACAUCAAGCUGGCCUCCUUGGUGGGGUCUCCCCAGGACCGGAGCGCUAAAACAGCUCAGUACCAUCAAGUCCUGCUGCUGAACCCCCCCCCGUCCCCCCCAAACAAACGCAUACUUGCCCGAAUAAACCAAAAACCCAGUGUUUCACACACUCCAGUCUGCUGUGGAUA